Molecule: messenger RNA, 1161 nt
Organism: Brienomyrus brachyistius
Lineage: Eukaryota; Metazoa; Chordata; Actinopteri; Osteoglossiformes; Mormyridae
Product: gastricsin-like
Exons: 9
Coding region: 1-1161 (386 amino acids)
Biological process (GO): proteolysis
Molecular function (GO): aspartic-type endopeptidase activity
Source: RefSeq, a predicted model, not a curated record
AUGAGGUGGUUGUUCAUCGUGCUGGCUUGUGUGGCUCUUUCCGAGGGACUCGUCAGAAUCCCUCUGAAGAAGGGCAAGUCGAUCAGGUCCCAUCUGAGGGAGCAAGGGGUCAACCUUCCCCUGGUUGAUCCGGGUCUCAAAUACGAGCCCUACAGGACAUUGGCUUCAUCUAUCAUUGAACCUCUUCUCAACUAUGCUGAUACAACUUACUACGGCGUAAUCAGCGUAGGAACUCCUGCGCAGUCAUUUGAAGUCCUCUUCGACACUGGUUCAGCUAAUCUCUGGGUGGACUCUGUCUACUGCAACUCCGAGGCCUGCAAUGCUCACAGGAAAUUUGACCCCAAAAGUUCUUCCACUUACUACAGCAAAGGGCAAGACAUCUACCUUUCCUAUGGUUCUGGAAGCCUGUAUGCGACCCUGGGCUAUGACACAGUCAGCAUCGGAGCCAUUGUCAUCCGUAAUCAAGACGUUGGGCUGAGCACCAGUGAACCGGGCGAGACCUUCUACGUAGCCCAUUUCGAUGGCAUCUUGGGCCUUUCAUACCCUUCCAUGGCUGUUGGUCAAGCGACUCCCGUUAUGGACAACAUGAUGCGACAGGACUUACUGCAGUACAAUAUAUUUGCGUUCUAUUUGACCCGAAAUGAGGAGGAGGGCAGUGAGGUGGCAUUCGGUGGAGUCGACACCACCAAGUACCAGGGCCAGAUCUACUGGGCUCCUGUCACCGCAGAAGUCUACUGGCAGAUCGCCAUCAAUGGGUUCCUGAUUAACAACCGCGCCACUAGUUGGUGCAGCGAGGGCUGCCAGGCCAUCGUGGAUACGGGCACCUCUGCCCUCACCUGCCCCCAGCAGUACCUUGGAUACCUGAUGCAGUCUAUUGGUGCCCAAGCCAACCAGAAUGGGGGGUAUUAUGUCAGCUGUCAAGCAACGAACCUUCCUACCCUGAGCUUCAACAUCAACGGCAUGAACUUCCCCCUACCUCCAUCAGCCUACAUCAUGGAAUACAACGGUGGAAAUAAAUACUGCAGAGUAGAUAUUUCAUCCACCUACCUGCCCUCUCAGAACGGCCAGCCCCUUUGGAUUCUGGGAGAUGUUUUCUUGAGGCAGUACUACUCUGUAUAUGAUCGUCAGAACAACCGAGUCGGAUUUGCCCUCUCUGUGUAA